Messenger RNA from Felis catus (domestic cat), 5061 nucleotides. RefSeq names its product ethanolamine-phosphate phospho-lyase (gene ETNPPL). Bases 142 to 1710 code for a protein of 522 amino acids. Gene Ontology annotation, molecular function: ethanolamine-phosphate phospho-lyase activity; transaminase activity; pyridoxal phosphate binding. The transcript is spliced from 14 exons. Gene Ontology annotation, cellular component: mitochondrion. The record is from RefSeq and is a predicted model, not a curated record. NCBI's taxonomy places the organism in Eukaryota, Metazoa, Chordata, Mammalia, Carnivora, Felidae.
GACAUUUCUGGACUUUUUCUUUUUCUUCGCAUAAAAGCAAGCUAACGCAUCAGCCCGAUGCUGCCUCAUUGAUGGCUUUAAAAAUUGUUUUCGAUUUGACCGUGACCCUCAAACAUAGACUUUCUCCGGGAAAAACAGCUGAUGCUAUCAGGCUCAGCCAAACCUGCCAGGAGCCCUCUUAACCCUGUAUUAGCAGAUGAGACCGGCCGUGUGAAGAGCAAAAUAAACACAAGACUCCUAAGGAAGAGGCUCCAAGAAGAAUAUAGGCCCUCAUGCAAAGUGUUCUUUGCUGCGGAUCCCAUCAAAAUAGUGCGAGCCCAGGGGCAGUACAUGUUUGACGAGAGAGGUGAACAGUACCUGGACUGCAUCAACAACGUGGCGCACGUGGGACACUGUCACCCGGAAGUGGUCACGGCUGCCCUGAAACAGAUGGAACUGCUAAACACAAAUUCUCGAUUCCUUCAUGACAAUAUUGUUGAGUAUGCCAGGCGCCUUUCAGCAACCCUGCCGGAGACGCUCUCUGUUUGCUAUUUUACAAACUCAGGAUCUGAAGCCAAUGACUUAGCCUUACGCUUGGCUCGGCAGUUCAGAGGCCACCAAGAUGUGAUCACUCUUGACCAUGCUUACCAUGGUCACCUAUCAUCUUUAAUUGAGAUCAGUCCAUACAAAUUCCGAAAGGGCAAAGAUGUCAAGAAAGAAUUUGUGCAUGUGGCACCAACUCCAGAUACUUACAGAGGAAAAUACAGAGAAGAUCAUGCAGACCCAGCCGGCGCUUAUGCAGAUGAAGUGAAGAAAAUUAUUGAAGAAGCUCAUAACAGUGGAAGGAAGAUUGCUGCCUUUAUUGCUGAAUCCAUGCAGAGUUGUGGCGGACAAAUAAUUCCUCCAGCAGGCUACUUCCAGAAAGUGGCAGAAUAUGUACACAGAGCAGGAGGUGUGUUUAUAGCUGAUGAAGUUCAGGUGGGCUUUGGCCGAGUUGGAAAACAUUUCUGGAGCUUCCAAAUGCAUGGUGAAGAUUUUGUUCCAGAUAUUGUCACGAUGGGGAAACCAAUGGGCAAUGGCCACCCAAUGGCAUGCGUUGUAACAACCAAAGAAAUUGCAGAGGCCUUCAGCAGUUCUGGGAUGGAAUACUUCAAUACGUAUGGAGGAAAUCCAGUAUCUUCUGCUAUUGGUUUGGCUGUCCUGAAUGUAAUUGAAAGUGAAGACCUUCAAGGAAAUGCCACGAGAGUGGGGGAUUAUCUUACUGAAUUACUCAAUAAACAGAAGGCUAAACAUACUUUAAUAGGAGAUAUCAGGGGCAUUGGCCUGUUUAUUGGAAUUGACUUGGUGAAAGACCAGCAGAAAAGGACCCCUGCCACAGAUGAGGCUCAACAUGUCAUCUACAAGAUGAAAGAAAAGCAAGUGCUUCUCAGUGCCGACGGACCUCAUAGAAAUGUGCUUAAAAUAAAACCACCUAUGUGCUUCACUGAAGAAGAUGCCAAGUUUAUGGUGGACCAACUCGAUGAGAUUCUAACAGUUGUGGAAGAAGCCAUCGGAGCCAAAAGUGAGAGUGUGACCUCUGAGAAUACUCCAUGCAGAACAAAGAUGCCUAACGAAGCACACUCGGAAUUGCUCAGUGAAGGCACCUCGGAUCCCAGAGAAAAUCCCAGCCGAAAGAGAAAUGGAUUGUGCACAGAUAAGCACUCGCUGCUCAGUAAGAGGCUCAAGACAUGAGAGAUUAACAUUUUAAAGCAGGAUAAAUAUCCAGGGUUAUAGAGAAUGAAUGGAAGUGUCUCUUCGGUUAGUACCUGUGUUGUACCCUCUAACAGUAGAAUUUGCAUUUCAUUUAGAUGUGUAAAUAAAAAGGUAACAGAGUGAAAAGAAUAAGCCGAGUGAAAACCAAACCAUGUCAAGAUUAUUAGUUCAGCCUCUAGCCUGUUAAUUCCCUACUUGCGAUUUCUGAAAGUACUUUAUUUAUUCUACUAAACUUAUGAUUCAAACUGAGUAUUAAGUUGGCGGUUUUACUUCUCAUGUGUUAAUGUUUGAAAUAAGAGAGCAAAGUACAAUAGGUUCCUUAACUUUAGAGACAUGGUGCCUUAAAAUAUGAAUGAACCAUUCUUUAUUGAUUUAAUUUAUAUAUAUUUUGGGGCUAUAAUCAAAGAUGAUGUAAACCAAAACAUUUUUACUAGAAAAGCGUACCCUUGUUUUGCACAGAACACUAGGGGUAGUAAAAAUCAAAGCCAUUUGGAAAAAAUCACAUACAGCAAAUGUUAAGAAGCAAAUGGAUAAAUCAGGGGCACUUGGGUGGCUUAGUUGGGUAAGCAUCCAACUCUUGGUUUCAGCUCAGGUCUUGAUCUCACGGUUUGUGAGUUCAAGGCGUGCAUCCGGCUCUGCGUUGACAGCAUGGAGCCUGCUUGAGAUUUUGUCUCCUUCUCUCUCUGCCUCUCCCUCACUCAUGCAAACCCUCUGUCUCAGAAAUAAAUAAACAUUUUUUUUAAAAAAAAGAAGUAAAUGGAUAAAUCAGACUUCUGGCAGAGGAUUAGGUAAAUCAAGAUCUUGUGGAGUCGUGGUGGGGGCCUGGCGGCAGCAAAGAACACAAGAAAUAUAUUCAGAAACACAAAGAUGUAGCCGGACCGGCAGCAGUAGUCAAAGCACUGUGCUCAGUGAGGAGACCUCAGCUCUAAGUCAGGUUGUGACGCCUUGUCCACUCAUUUACCUGGCAGUUAGGAAAUUAACUUCCAUCCAAUCAUCUUCCUUUCUCAUCAAGUUUAUCAGUACCCAGCACACUCCCACACACACAAGAGAGGGAGCUUUGGGCGCGCGUGCCCACGUACAAACACACACACACACACACACACACACACACACACACACUUCUAACCACACAUUGCAAAGGGAAGUGAGGAAAUAUGGGACCUCCAGAUUCUCUUUGCAACAUGCUGAUAUCGUGAGACAUUCACUUGGAGGCCAAUAUACUGAACUUGGAAGAAAUUUGAAUUUUAGUAUUUUAGUAUUGACUUCCCAUUAUCUCUCUAUUGCCUUCCUAAUACUUAUUAAACUUUGUAUUUUGGGUUUUGUUGCAUAAAAAAGAGAGAAUAAUUCUGCUGUGGCUGUUUCAUGAUAACUGAGAGGGAUGUUGAGAGGAAAAUGUAAAAUCUUCCUUUCUGAGUUUGUCAUUAAUUAAAAAGCUAUUUAAAAAAGCAAAGUCUCAUUAUUAAAUACUUUUUUCCUCCUAAAAAUAUAAUUGACCCUGUGGAUUCUGGCUGGAUAAUGCUGAGGUUGGUUCCCAGGAGCUGGCAAAGAGGAGGGGGUAUAGAGAUAUCUGUGGUUGGCUUCUAAGGAGCACAUCAUCAGAUCUUUCACAACACAGGUCAACACCCCUAUAAGCACCCUCUCAUGGGCAUGGUCAAUGUUUGUUCUCUUUUCUCAUUGCAGAAGGCAAAAGCAACCCAUACCCACGUUAUAUGUUUCCAAGUAUAAAAUAGAAAAUUAAGACUUUAUUCUUUGAUAUACUCCCACUCUUCUUCCUUGCCUAUAAAUUAGAUUUCCAUAAUAAGGAGGAGAGAUCUGGAAAUAAAUGACAUGUUCCUGGAUGUAACAGAGACUACCUGUGUGUGAGGUUCCUGGUAAUCCCUUUGUUUCCGUGAUGUCACAAUUGGGUGUCAGUUUGGGUCCUCUGGGUCUCUAGAUUGAGUCCCAAGAUAGUUGAAAGUACAAGAGAUGGCUUGGGGGUAACUCCUGUGAAAGAUAAAGAAGCAAAGAAGCAGUAGUCAGGAAAAGCUUUCAGGUCUGACAUGGAUGAAAAGAGAAGAGUCAGAGGGAAGAUUUGAGCAGGAAGAGCCUGGACUGAGAUGCAGCUCUGUGAAAAGUCUCUGCCAGUGCACGGCUUGCCCAUAAAGAACUGCUGGGCAGAGAUGACCGGGCCCUGGUAGCCCUACUGUCUCCCCUCACUGGCUGGGAGCUCCCAGGGAACACAUAUCCAGCUUGAAUGCUGCUGUGGAUCUUGAAGAUGCUGUAGCUAGCGGCUGUCGGCUGACUGCACUCCUCACCAGAGGCUCCCUCUUGAAGGGAAACGGAGCAGCACACCCAUGGCUGCCAUAGUCUGCCCCUUGUACCACAUGGAUCCACUUGCCCACACAUCUGGGGAGCAGCUCUUCAGCGAUUCCUUAGUGCAUCUCUCUUUCUCAGGGGAGACUUAGAAGAGUGAGCUUCGUGGAGCAAACUACAACUCCUGUCACUGCAAGUGGUCUCAGGGCCACAACCGGUACUCAUCAUCUCCCUUCUCCACUACUGACAUUCCACUCACCUUUGGCCAUCACUUCUGGACGUCCUAGUAGUGGUGUGUCUCAAACCCUCAUUCCUCUGGAAACUAUGCCCUUCUCAAGCCGGGGCUGAGGCACUAUCCGUUCACAGCUACAAUUAGACAAGGAGUACCAAGAGAUAUCAAAGUGUACCAUCUGAGUUUCACAGAUGUCCUGCCUCCCCCGCUGUGGAACAGCAGUGCUACCUCCUCCUACAGAUAAAGGUCAAUUAACUCUGCCAAUAUGGUGACUCCAACUCCUGCUUUCUAGAUGCAAGGCGUCCAAGGUCCUCAUGUGUCAGUUGGAGCUUACAGUUUAGUGGAACUCUGACUUUGUCCCUCCCCAAAAGUAUACCCCUUUGGGGACCAGAGGCUCCAAUGCUACAGAUUCCAAAGCUGUAGGGAUAGGAAAAACAAAAUUCUACACUGAGUCAUCGAUGAACUGCUUCUUUACUUAAUCCCUCUUUUCUAAAGUGUUUCAAUCAAACAGAUUGAUUUUACAGAAACACCAAUUUCCUCGUGAUGUUCUGAUUCAAUCACCCAGUCACUCCCGCCAUUGCCCAAUGGGGUAAUGAAAAAAUGGCCAUAGCAGCAGGGAUAAGAGCUAUGCAUAGACUCAGCAACAUGGACUUCUGCUCACCAAGGUCACUCUGGCUACAGCCACACCCGACUGCCCAGUCUGCCAACAGCAGCAGCCAAUGCUAUACUUCCAGUAUGGCAUCAUUCCCAGAGAAUUGGCCAAAUUCUGAGUGGCAGGUUGAUUAAAGUUUACCUCUUCAACCAUG